AUGUUCAUCUCACUUCUCUCUCUCUCUUGUAUUCAUCUUGCUUCUCUCUUUCAUGCUUAUCUCUUCUCUCUCUUUCAUGCUCACCUCGUUGUCUUCUCUUGUGCUCACCUCGCUUCUCCCUCUCUCUUGAUCACCUCUCUCUCAUGCUCACCUCUCUCAUGCCUAUCUUGCUUCUCUCUCUCUUGUUCUCACCUUGCUUCUCUCUCUCUUGCUCACCUCACUUCUCUCUCUCUCUCUUGUGUUCACCCCACUUUUCUCUCUUUCGUGCCCAGCUCGCUUUUCUCUCUCGCCCUUAUCUCACUUCUGUCUCUUUCUCUCUCAUGCUCACCUUGCUUCUCUCUCUUGUGCUCACCUUACUUCUCUCUCCCUGUCUUGUGCUUACCUCAUUUCUCUCUCUCUUGUGCUUAUCUUCUCUCUCUCUCUCUUGUGCUCAUCUCGCUUCUCUCUCUCUCUCUCUUAUGCUCAUCUCACUUCUCUCUCUCUUGUGUUCACUUCGCUUCUCUCUUUCUCUCUUGUGCUCCUCUUGCUUUUCUCUCUCAUGCUACCUUUGCUUCUUUCUUUUUUGUGCUUGUGCUCACCUCACUUCUCUUUCUCUCUCAUGCUCACCUCUCUUCUCUCUCUCUCUCUUGUACAAAUCUUGCUUCUCUCUCUCUUGUUCUCACCUCGCCUCUCUCUCUCAUGCUCAUCUUGCUCCUCUCUCUCAUCCUCAUCUCACUUCUCUCUCUCGUACUCACCUCGCUUCUCUCUCUUUCUCUCGUUCUCACCUUACCUCUCUCUUGUACUCACCUUGAUUUCUCUCUCAUGUUCACCUUGCUCUCUCUCUCUCUCUCUCAUUCUUUUCUAUUUGUUUUUAUUCUGUUGUUAUCUCUCACUUGUUUCUUAUGUUUCAGUUUUGUUGCUCACAAUUGCAGACAUUUUACAUAA
This is a messenger RNA of Acanthosepion pharaonis, 924 nucleotides long. The record is from the annotation of a GenBank genome assembly. Lineage: Eukaryota; Metazoa; Mollusca; Cephalopoda; Sepiida; Sepiidae.